AUGUUUUGUUCAACAUGCGGUUACAACUUAGAGGAAACGUUUAAUUUUUGCCCAAAUUGCGGUACAAGAACUGCACGUCCAUCGGCGGAGGGUGAGGUAGAUUCCACUACAGUGCAUUCUGAAGCUGAGGGUGAGAAAGAAGCAAUUGAAAGUUACUUCUUUGCAGGGUAUGAAUACGAUACAAUGCUAUGUUUCCUAAGUAAGCAUCAUGGCAUCACUAUGUCAUUGUCGACACUUAAAAGGCUUUUAAAGCAGUAUGAACUAAAAAGAAAAACAGGCGACGAA
Messenger RNA from Paramuricea clavata, 285 nucleotides. The record is from the annotation of a GenBank genome assembly. NCBI's taxonomy places the organism in Eukaryota, Metazoa, Cnidaria, Anthozoa, Malacalcyonacea, Plexauridae.